CCUCGGGAGCUAGGACAUCACCCCGGCCUGGACUCCCUCCUCCCCCCUGGCUAUUCCACUCUGGUCACGAGGCAGCCGGCCUGGCUGUGUUUUAACCAACGAGCGCCUGGGGGACAGACCGAGGGCGCUCAGAACCUGUCAGGCCCUUUCGCAUACUCCUGGGUGCAUCCCUCUGUCUCCUUGGGGGUUGGAGGACGGUGGGAGGUUCUGGCGUUCUUGCAGUCGGGCUUGCUCUCUGCGCACCCCCUUGUAGGUCAUCGAAGCUCCCCAGCCCUGGAGGCACCCCACGCUGCUGUUCAGCCGCAGCUCCGCAUAUUGUGCAGCCGAUUUCAUUUCUCAGAACAUCUUUUCGGUGAACCCCCAGACCUUUGGCCGUCUCAGGAGAGCCUCCGUAACCCAGAGUGGCCUUGCUCCCCGUCCCGCACCCUCCUCCCCGAAAGCCCCCGCGACCCCCGCGCUCGGGUCUCUCCGCAACCCAGCGAAAGGCGGAGGUGAUGCUCUCGGACACCCCAACGGUGGCUGCCGGAUGCAACGACGCGGAGUUGCGGUGCCGGGUAGCGGUGGAGGAGCUGAGCCCAGGCGGCCAGCCCCGCAAACGCCAGGCUCUGCGCACCGCGGAGCUGAGCCUGGGACGUAACGAGCGCCGAGAGCUCAUGCUGCGCCUGCAGGCUCCGGGGCCCGCGGGGCGGCCACGCUGCUUCCCGCUGCGCGCCGCGCGCCUCUUCACGCGCUUCGCCGCCUCCGGGCGCUCCACGUUGCGACUGCCAGCUGCCUGCGCCCCGCGCCCGGGCGCCGUGCAGCUGCUGCUCUCGGACUGUCCACCCGAGCGCCUGCGCCGCUUCCUGCGCACGCUGCGCCUCAAGCUGGCCGCCGCCCCCGGACCCGGACCUCCCUCUGCCCGCGCGCAGCUGCUCGGACCGCGGUCCCGCGACUUUGUCACCGUCAGUCCGGUGCAGCCGGAGGAGCUGCAGCGCGUGGCGGCGUCCCGGGCUCCCAACACCAAGCUCGUGAAACAGCCCUCGGAAUCGGGCGAAGGCGGGGCGUCCAGCACGGAAACCCCAAAGUGGCCCCUGCCUGUGAAGAAGCUGCACCUGCCCCCUGCCAAGCCACAGCUUUCCGAGGAGCAGGCCGCCGUGCUGGCAGCUGUGCUCAAAGGCCAUAGUAUCUUCUUCACGGGCAGUGCAGGCACAGGGAAGUCGUACCUGCUGAAGCGCAUCCUGGGCUCCCUGCCCCCGACAGGCACCGUGGCCACGGCCAGCACCGGGGUGGCAGCCUGCCAUAUCGGGGGAACCACCCUCCAUGCCUUUGCAGGUAUUGGCUCUGGCCAAGCUCCCCUGGCCCAGUGUGUGGCCCUGGCCCAGCGGCCAGGGGUGCGGCAAGGCUGGCUGAGCUGCCAACGGCUGGUCAUUGAUGAGGUCUCCAUGGUGGAGGCGGACCUGUUUGACAAGCUGGAGGCUGUGGCCAGAGCUGUGCGGAAACAGGACAAGCCAUUUGGAGGAAUCCAGCUCAUCAUCUGUGGAGACUUCCUGCAGCUCCCACCAGUGACCAAGGGCUCCCAGGCCCCACGCUUCUGUUUCCAGGCCAAAAGCUGGAGGCGCUGUGUGCCCGUGACCCUGGAACUGACGGAGGUGUGGAGGCAGACAGACCAGGCCUUCAUUUCCCUGCUGCAGGCCGUGAGGCUGGGCAGGUGCUCCGACGUAGUGACCCGCCAGCUGCGGGCCACAGCCACCCACAAGGUGGGGCGGGAUGGGAUUGUGGCCACGAGAUUGUGCACGCACCAGGAUGACGUAGCCCUCACCAAUGAGAAGCGGCUGCAGGAGCUGCCAGGGGAGAUGCACAGCUUUGAGGCUCUGGACAGUGACCCUGAACUUGCCCACAUCCUGGAUGCCCAGUGUCCUGUCAGCCGGCUUCUUCAGCUGAAGCUGGGGGCCCAGGUGAUGCUGGUGAAGAACUUGGCUGUGUCCCGAGGCCUGGUGAAUGGUGCCCGGGGUGUGGUUGUUGGGUUCCCAGAUGAAGGGAGAGGGCUGCCCCAGGUGCGGUUCCUGUGCGGGGUCACUGAGGUCAUCCGUGCAGACCGCUGGACAGUGCAUGCCACCGGGGGCCAGAUCCUCAGCCGGAAGCAGCUGCCCCUCCAGCUGGCCUGGGCACUGUCCAUCCACAAGAGCCAGGGCAUGUCCCUGGACUGUGUGGAGAUCUCCCUGGGCCGCGUGUUUGCCCCUGGCCAAGCAUACGUGGCCCUGUCCCGGGCCCGCAACCUGCAGGGCCUGCGCGUGCUGGACUUCGACCCCAUGGUGGUUCGCUGUGAUCCUCGUGUGCUCCGCUUCUAUGCCACCCUGCGGCAGGGUCAGGGUCUCAGGCCGGAGUUCCCAAGUGAUGACGAGGCCACUUCUGAUCAGGAGAACGCAGACCCAAACUCUGAGCCUCGGCGGCCAAGACAAGACCAAGUAAAAGGGAAGGAGGCAGUGACCCCGCCUCCUCCAUGAGGUCCUGACAGCGUAAAGGAUCCAGCAGCGCCUCAGUUUCUCCCCUAGGCAGUGGGUGAACUGUUGGCAGGGGGAGGAAGUGAGCCCUUUCUGUGCCAGGUGGGGAAUGGGCCUCACACAACACCAAAUGUCACAGGACGAAGCUCUUCCCAAGUGCCGGACAUGGAGCUGCUGAGUCCCAAUGGCCACUCACUCCCUUGUGACUGCAGAGGAACAAGCAGAGAAGCUAAGGGCCCAGAAG
Ochotona princeps (American pika) is the source of this 2724-nucleotide messenger RNA. RefSeq names its product PIF1 5'-to-3' DNA helicase (gene PIF1). Gene Ontology annotation, molecular function: DNA helicase activity. The coding region runs from base 495 to 2483 and encodes 662 amino acids. Lineage: Eukaryota; Metazoa; Chordata; Mammalia; Lagomorpha; Ochotonidae. Gene Ontology annotation, biological process: DNA repair; telomere maintenance. The record is from RefSeq and is a predicted model, not a curated record. The transcript has 12 exons.